AUGGACGGUGGUGGCAGCGCCAUGGAGCACGGCCGCACAACUUCGAUGCCGGGGCAGGUGGGCUCGGGCAUUGAACGGCUCCAUGGGAGCAGCAGCAUGCGGUGCACCCAGUCAAGCUUGGGCAGUGCCCCGGCGCCGGACGCACGCGCUGGUUUCCGGCAAGCUGGACAUGGUGAUGGAAGUGCGCCCUAUGUUAAUAGGGUGAGCAUCGGUGAAGCUAGAAGGAGGGAAACUGUCAACCCCGACAACGAAGAUAACAUUCUGAUGGGGAAUGGUUCAGCUCCAAGAGAGACAACUUGGAAAGGGCUUAUAAGCAAUGACAUCUAUUAUAUUUGGAACCAUGGCCCCAAGUUUGGUGGGGGAUUUGAUUAUCGGUACUUCCCUCUAAUCACUAGAGGGGGAGGUGCAACACGCUUUAGGGAGCACCUUGGAGGUAUACCAGGUGAUGUGAGGGAGUGUCCUAAUGUUCCAAGAAAUAUCCGUGCUGCAAUGAGGGAAUCCCGGGAUGACUCAAUGCGGAGGAAGAGGGAAAAGAAAAAUCGCAGAUUUCAUUUGGAAAGGGAUAUCAUGGAAGGGUUGUACGAUGGAGAAGGGGUGAUAAAUAUUGAAGAUGACGAGGAAGAGAUUCAGGCUGCACUUCGGGAGACACUAAGAGACAAGAAUGUCUCUCGCGCAGUUGAGAGGAGGUGUGGGAGUGGCAGUGGUGUUCGUGUGUCUCUUGGGAAACAGAGUAUCACAGCAUACUUUGACAAGGAAUUGUCAAGCAACAAAGUAUCAAUGCAGCCAAAGAUCAACACUGCUUUGAAUGUUGAGUCAAAAGAUGUACUUGGCCAAGCUUGGGCAAAGUUUUUUCAUGCUAAUGACAUUGCUGGUCUGAAAGCAAAUUGUCCCUAUUUUCGUGCGGCUGUCAAGAUAACUCAAAACCUUGGCCCGGCUCCUGUUCCAACUGCCAAGGAGAUUGAUGGGAUAUAUUUGGACAAGAAUUAUGAAGAAGCUGAGCAGUGGUUGAACAUGUUCAAGCAAGACUGGAGGAACUAUGGUGUAACUGUGGUGUGUGACUCAUGGACAGGGCCUACUGGUAUGAGUCUCAUCAAUUUCAUGGUGUAUUGCAAUGCACGGAUGUUCUUUCAUAAAUCCAUUGAUGCUUCUGGUCAAUCUCAGACUGCAGAUACGUGCUGAAGAAGAAGAAGACCCGGUGAGAGAGAAUGAUAAGCAGAAGGAAGUUGAUGCAUGUGCAAUGAUGAUGGAUACAACCAUGUUUGAUGCAACAAAUCCUAUGAUGGAAUGGUUGAAUGAGGAUGAGGAGCAUGCAAUCUUGGAUGGAGUUGAUGCUGCUAGCGCCGUGUUUGAGAAAAUACGUUUGCUUAACUCAAGUAGGAAAGUGUCUCGUCUUGCAAGGAAGGAUAAUGGCAGGAAAAGAAAGAGGGUAGAGGAAGAAGAGGAUGACUACCAUGAUAGUGAGGAUGAUGAUGAAGAGAAUGAGGAGCUGGACCUGGAAAUUAAUGAUGAUGGUAGCCAUGAUGAUGGUGCAAGUCAAUCUGAUGGAGGAGAUUCGCCAAUACAAGUUGAAAAGGAUUUAGCAAGCCAAGUUGGAAACAAUGUUGAGGUAACAAGUGAUGGUAGUUUGGUGAACCGUAGAUCUGAACAGGUUAGGCAAGCCAAGAAGGUCAAGGAGGUCACCAGCCUUUACAAUUGACAAGUAAGUUCCUUGUGAUGACAUCAAUAAUUUUCCAUUUAUGCACUUUCUUAUAUUCUGUCAUAAACAUGUGAUGUUUGCUUUAGUCCAUAUGAUUUUAUAUGUUGUUUCAAUUGGGGUUGCCAUCUAUUAAUUGUUGUUUCUGCCAUCAACUUGAUGUUUAUAUAAUUCACAAUGCUUUAGUCCAUAUGAUUCUAUAUGGUGUUUCAAUUGGGGCUGCCAUCUAUGAGUUGUUGCUGCCAUCUACUUGUAAUGUUUAUAUAAUUCACAAUGCUUUAGUCCAUCUGAAUUUAUAUGUUGUAUUAAUUUGGGCUGUCAUCUAUGAGUUGUUUCUGCCAUCUACUUGUAAUAUUUAUAUAAUUCACAUUGUUUCUGCCCAUAUGAUUUUAUAUGUUGUUCCAAUUGUGGCUGCCAUCAUUGAGUUGUUGUUUCGGCCAUCUACUUGUAA
Triticum aestivum (bread wheat) is the source of this 2144-nucleotide messenger RNA. RefSeq lists its product as uncharacterized. Lineage: Eukaryota; Viridiplantae; Streptophyta; Magnoliopsida; Poales; Poaceae. The record is from RefSeq and is a predicted model, not a curated record. The coding region runs from base 1 to 1179 and encodes 392 amino acids. The transcript is spliced from 4 exons.